Homarus americanus (American lobster) is the source of this 3638-nucleotide messenger RNA. RefSeq lists its product as uncharacterized. The record is from RefSeq and is a predicted model, not a curated record. Gene Ontology annotation, biological process: regulation of DNA-templated transcription. NCBI's taxonomy places the organism in Eukaryota, Metazoa, Arthropoda, Malacostraca, Decapoda, Nephropidae. Gene Ontology annotation, molecular function: double-stranded DNA binding. The coding region runs from base 92 to 1195 and encodes 367 amino acids. The transcript is spliced from 6 exons.
UUCAUUCGACACAUUUAUUACGUAUUCGAUUACUGUAUCUCCUAAAUUUCUGUUUAUAAUAAUGGAUUUUUACAACGGAAUCAUUAUAUAAAUGUAUAAAUUUCAAAUUAGUGUAGAUUAUGUUGCUGAAACACAUCGUUGGUUAAUAGUUAUGGCUCUUCGAAUGUGGAGAGUAAGGGCACUAUGGAUACGGGCUGCUGCUCUAUGCCCUUCUUUUGGCUUAAGUUAUGAGCUUAAUAGUCUGUGUUCUAGGAAGACAAUGUUGUAUGGAAAACUGACCUACUGCUCUAGCUACAAAUUCCAGGAGGACAUUGAUGACAAACUGGAUGUUAAAGCUAGAAGUUGGAAAAUUUUCAGUGAAUUACAAGCCAAAGGAUUACAUAAAUAUUCUGAAAAACACACAGCCUCAUUGUAUCAACUCCUGUUAGACCUGGGAAUAAAAUCAUCAACAAUAGAAGCACAGUUAACAGCCACUCCAGACAUCUUGGGAUAUUCAAUAAAAAACUGGAGUGACACGUGUGAGGUUAUGGUCGAGAAUGGACUCUCAGGCAUCAAUAUCCUCCAGAGCAUAGCACUGUAUCCUCAGCUCCUGCUUGUUAAACCCUCCACUUUGAGACAAACUCUUCUGCAGUAUCAAGAGAUCACUGUUGGAAAGCAUAACCUUUUGUCACUUGUUAUCAGGUACCCAGCUCUCUAUCUCUUUCCACCUCGGGCAGUUAAGAAGCGAAUGGGAUUAUUAAGUUCUAUGUUUCCACCGACUGAACUGAAAACUUUGAUCCGGAACAACCCAAAUAUUCUUACUGAUAAAUGGGAGACUAUUUCAAAAAAAAUUAUGUAUAUCCAUGAAGAAAUGGGAUUAGAACAACCACAUUUGGCUGCCAGUAAGGCCUUAAGGAAACCUCUGUUGCACAUCAAAACGCGACAUCAGUUCCUUUACCGAGCAGGAAUUUACAAGACCCCAAACUUAUUGAGAGAUAAGCAGAGUCACAAGAGGAAUGCUUCAUUGUCUGACAUAAUGGAUACUUCAGAUAAAUACUUUGCUAACAGAGUUGCAAGAUUAACAGACCUGGAGUACAGUGUAUUUGCCUGUAUGAUGAAGGAGGAAGAGGAAUUAGAGCACAGUUACUCUGACGACAGUGAUUUCGACGAAACCAAUGACCUUGAGUUUGAAGAAAUGCCAAGACAUGGCAGCUGAAUUUCAUCACAAUGUAAUGCUAGAGGCGACCUUGACUGCAGAAAAGUGGAAGUACUGGACUACAACAAUGAGCUGGAUGAGGAUCAAAUAUUGGAAAUGCUUGACCAAAUCAUAUGAUUUUCAUGCCGUAAAAUACUGUAAAUGGUUUUAUUUAGAUGUGCACCUAUUCCAGUACAGUAUUAUAAUUGUCCCAUGGUUGUACUGUACAUUGUUUCUGGUAAUAAAUGUUAUACAGUACUGUAUAUACAGUACUGUAUAACAUUAAAAAUGAAUAUCAAGUAAGCAUAAAUGCCCAAAUUGGAAUUUUUUUAACGGUUUUAAGGGCUAGUGGAAGUUGAUAAGGAUGAGUAAAUUUUAAAAUCUACAGUACUAACCCUGCUGGCGACUAAAUAUGAACAAUGAACUUGCAUCCCUGCACAUGAUAUUUAAAAUAAAAAAAUGGGUAGUCAGUAAAGAUAUAGAGUACAGUCUCAAUGUUUACUGAUAAAAAAAAUUUAUACUGUAAUAUCUACAGAAAUUAAACUUACCCUUAUAAUCGUGAGCUGGAUAAAGCAUGAAUUCAUGAGGAAGACUCAAAAUUUGGGAAUGUACAGAAUUAUACAGGGUUUCUGGGGAGCCUUCCUGGAAAUCCGUCCUUCCACAACCACGUAUCAGCAAGGCAUCUCCGGUGAAAGCAAAUUUCUGAUCAUGGCUCACGUAUGUUACACAACCUGACAAAGGCAGAAUUAUUUUUAGAAUUUGUGUAUCCAAAAUUUUUAAUUAAUUCAUUUGGUUAAUAGGCUAGGAAUAACUCAGAAUUAUCAUGCAAGGAUAAACUCACCAUUGGUGUGACCAGGUGUACAGCGGACUUCUAGCUUUUGAUUUCCAAAAGUCACUGUAUCACCAUGUUCGACCAAAACAUCAGCUGUAGCCCCUGACACCUGAAAUCAUAUAAUAUGCGAAUAGGUAUUGUUUCACUAAAAAAUUCUUAUUGUUUUACUUUUUAAACCCUUGACUCAAAGUCACUUAUCAAAUCAGCUCAAAGUUGUGCCACCUUGGAUCCCCCACUAAGUUCAUUGAUUUAUUUAAUAUGAUCUAAAUACAAUUACCCUGUGUAUAAUAUGGUCAGUAUGCCUGUGUAAAGAUAUAAACCCGAAGCCAGGCCUGUGGUUUCUAACCCAAAACCUAGAAAGUUUCAAAGACAAAGCCAAGUCCAAAAGGCAUAGCUUGCAGAAGCCAAAGCUGCUUCAGCCUCAUACCUGAUAACCAUAGUGUUUUUCUUUCUUUUUUAUUGUCAGGUCUCUGACUUUUGUAGUGUUUUGAGUGCUAGUUAAUUCUUUAGAAGUACUGAGGCUCUUUUGAGAGACAAAAGACCAGUUAUUAUUAUUAUUACAGUACUGUACUGUACUUGUACUGUAGUUAUUACCUUAGCAAUGAGGGACUGACAGCCGGGUACAAGUUUCUUGAGUAGACCACUACCAGUGAUGUGAUCAGCAUGGACAUGGGUGUUCACUAUAAGAAAAUUAAAUUAACACAGUUUAAGUGUGAGGUAGAAAAUGGCUUUUUUUAUCUCGGGAAUUGCUUGGUAACAGCUUAGAGUAAAAAUGCUUAGGGGCUUGGUAACUAAGGCCUUACAGAUUGACAGGUAAAGUACCAGCAAGAAGUUUAGAUAGUGUACUGUAAAAGUGCAGGUACCAAGAACCAGGAGACUAUCAGUACAGUAGUUUAUAAAGCUCUGGGAUAGAGAAAGAGGAAUAAAAGUGAUUCAGUAUACCUGUACUAGCAUCAGUCAUCAAGGAUAUAAAGUUGUAACCCUGUCCAUCAUAUUCCUUUAUUACAGUACAAUACUGUACAGUUCUUAAAUAAAUUUAAUGCUCUCCAGCCCUCAAAAACCAUACGAGUGAUUUAUAAACUUGAAUACAGUAUACAGUACUUCAUGUUCUACAAUAAGUAGAAAAAUACAAAUUGAAGAAGACAAUAUAUUGUACUGUACUGUAUAGUUAUUUUCUUUUAAGUGUUGGUCAUGGGAUACAGAAAACCAAAAGAAAGUGGGGGAAAGUAGGGACAGGAAAUGUUUACCAAUACUGUAUUAUGCCAUUCUUCAAUUGUUCUUUAAACAUUCUUCCUCUUAUGUGCAUUUUGCUCAUUUUCACAAAAUAUAUCUCGGUAUAAGCCAAUUAUGAAAAUAAUUGCAUUUAAUAUUAAUAAACGUUGUCAUUAUAAUUUUUUACUUAAGUAGAGCACAGCUAGAUGUGUACAAUCACGAACAAAAGUCUAUUCCUUCCCACCCUGAAGCAGUAUCAACCCCAAAUGAGAUAAAACAGCACCAGAUAAUGGUCAGGGUAAAUCAGUCUCACCAUAGGGGGGGAAAGGGGGGACUUUUGUUUGCAAAUAUACAUUAUCAAGAUACAGUAUAUAAGUAUAAUGUAAUUGAUAUAGAAUUGAGAAUAUACACUUACUGACA